GGGGUGUGUGGAAACGCAGACUGGAUGGGAGAGGGAGGGGGUACAGCGGGUGAAUUUGGAAGCGGGGAGUGUAGGGAGAUGCUGGAAUGAGAACUUGUCCCCCCCCCCCCUCGCAUUUCAGCCUUUGCACCUCCAGUGAGCACUUUGCUAGUGUGAGAGUAGGAUAACCCUGUGCCUAUGGUGCCUGCAGGCACACACACUGACAUGCCUGCCUCCCUGCGCUGCCUCCUGGAUGUGCACCUCCAGCCUGGGACCCUAACGAUGCUCCGGAGCAAGGGGACAUGGGACCUGCCUGCCAAAUAAGGAGCUAAUGUUACGCUUUCUCUCUGGGACACCCUGACCAAUUGCAACUUGCAACUGGAUCUCUUCCCUCUUUUCAUCUUCAUUUUUCCCUUCUUGUUUUCGGGGAGCCUGUGAAUACUGUUUGCCUUCUGCCAUGGAACUAAAUGUGCUGCUGCUACUGUUGUUAUGCUCAAUUGGGAGCCAAGUUGGAGCUGUGGAAGAGACCCUUAUGGACACUCGAACGGCCACUGCUGAACUGGGAUGGACAGCCAAUCCUUCUUCUGGGUGGGAAGAAGUGAGUGGCUAUGAUGAAAACCUCAACACAAUCCGUACAUACCAAGUGUGCAAUGUCUUUGGGCCAAGCCAGAACAACUGGCUCCUCACUACCUUCAUCCCAAGGCGCGGAGCCCAUCGUGUCUAUGUGGAGAUGCGCUUUACUGUUCGGGACUGUAGCAGCCUCCCAAAUGUCCCAGGUUCUUGCAAAGAAACUUUUAAUUUGUACUACUAUGAGACAGACUCGAAUAUUGACAACAAGAUAUCUACAUUUUGGAAUGAGUCUCCCUAUUUAAAGGUGGACACUAUAGCUGCUGAUGAGAGUUUCUCACAAGUGGACUUUGGUGGGAGACUGAUGAAAGUCAACACAGAAGUUCGUAGUUUUGGCCCUCUAACCCGCAGUGGCUUCUAUUUGGCAUUUCAGGAUUAUGGAGCAUGCAUGUCACUCCUUUCAGUUCGGGUCUUCUUCAAGAAAUGUCCCAGUGUGGUUCAGAAUUUUGCAGUCUUCCCUGAAACCAUGACUGGGGCAGAAAGUACCUCUUUAGUUAUAGCCCGGGGAACCUGCAUACCUAAUGCUGAGGAGGUUGAUGUUCCUAUCAAACUGUACUGCAAUGGGGAUGGUGAAUGGAUGGUUCCAAUUGGCAAAUGCACCUGUAAGGCUGGAUAUGAGCCAGAAAAUCAUGUUGUCUGCAAAGCCUGCCCAGCUGCCAUGUUUAAAGCAAAUCAAGGCAUGGGGGUGUGCGCUCCAUGUCCCGCUAACAGCCGCUCCACUUCUGAGGCUUCUCCCAUCUGCAUCUGCCGCAAUGGAUACUACCGAGCUGACUUCGAUACACCGGAGGCCCCAUGUACCAGUGUUCCCUCUGGUCCCCGCAAUGUGAUCUCCAUAGUCAAUGAGACAGCCAUCACUUUAGAGUGGCACCCUCCGCGCGAAACAGGAGGAAGAGAUGAUGUCACCUACAACAUUAUCUGCAAGAAGUGCCAGUCUGAUCGGCGCGGCUGUUCUCGCUGCGAUGACAACGUUGAGUUUGUUCCACGUCAGAUGGGUUUGACUGAUACGCGAGUCUUUAUCAGCAAUUUGUGGGCUCACACUCCCUACACCUUUGAAAUCCAGGCAAUCAAUGGAGUGACAAACAAAAGCCCUUUUCCUCCCCAGCAUGUAUCCGUUAAUAUUACUACUAACCAAGCAGCUCCUUCUUCUGUACCCAUAAUGCACCAAGUCAAAGCCACCAUGAAGAGCAUCACAUUAUCCUGGCCUCAACCAGAACAACCCAAUGGGAUCAUCCUGGAUUAUGAGAUUCGAUACUAUGAGAAGGAUCACCACGAAUUUAACUCUUCUCUAGCCAGAAGCCAAACCAACACAGCAAGUAUAGAAGGCCUGAGACCGGGAGUGGUUUAUGUGGUGCAGGUCCGAGCUCGCACAGUCGCCGGCUACGGAAAGUUUAGUAGCAAAAUGUGCUUCCAGACACUGACGGCUGAGGAUUACAAAUCAGAGCUGAGGGAGCAACUUCCUCUCAUCGCAGGAUCAGCUGCUGCAGGAGUGGUCUUCAUUGUGUCUCUGGUGGCUAUCUCCAUAGUAUGCAGCAGGAAAAGAACUUACAGCAAAGAAGCGGUUUACAGUGACAAACUGCAACACUACAGCACUGGCAGAGGCUCCCCAGGAAUGAAAAUUUAUAUUGAUCCCUUCACUUAUGAAGACCCAAAUGAAGCAGUAAGAGAGUUUGCCAAGGAAAUCGAUGUCUCUUUUGUGAAGAUCGAGGAAGUGAUUGGAGCCGGAGAAUUCGGGGAAGUCUACAAAGGGCGCCUGAAGCUCCCUAGCAAGAGGGAAAUCUAUGUGGCUAUCAAAACCCUCAAGGCUGGAUACUCAGAAAAGCAGCGAAGAGACUUCCUGAGCGAAGCAAGCAUUAUGGGCCAGUUUGAUCACCCCAAUAUCAUUCGCCUGGAAGGUGUGGUGACCAAAAGCAGGCCUGUUAUGAUUAUCACUGAGUUCAUGGAAAAUGGAGCCCUGGAUUCUUUUCUACGGCAAAACGAUGGGCAGUUUACAGUCAUUCAGCUGGUGGGAAUGCUUAGAGGCAUUGCAGCUGGCAUGAAGUACCUUUCUGAAAUGAACUAUGUGCACCGAGACCUGGCGGCAAGAAAUAUCUUGGUGAAUAGCAACUUGGUCUGCAAGGUGUCGGAUUUUGGCCUAUCCCGGUAUCUGCAGGAUGACACUUCAGAUCCCACAUACACCAGUUCCCUGGGUGGUAAAAUCCCAGUCAGAUGGACAGCUCCAGAAGCCAUUGCUUAUCGGAAAUUCACUUCAGCUAGUGAUGUAUGGAGUUACGGUAUUGUCAUGUGGGAAGUCAUGUCGUAUGGGGAACGGCCAUAUUGGGACAUGUCGAACCAGGAUGUUAUAAAUGCCAUUGAGCAAGAUUAUCGCCUUCCUCCACCCAUGGACUGUCCAGCUGCCCUUCAUCAGCUUAUGCUGGACUGCUGGCAGAAAGAUCGCAACAGCCGUCCGCGCUUUGGGGAGAUUGUCAACACCUUAGACAAGAUGAUCCGGAACCCUGCCAGUCUGAAGACAGUGGCUACUAUCCCCGCUGUGCCUUCCCAGCCGCUGCUCGACCACUCCAUCCCAGACAUUACAGCCUUUACCUCAGUAGAUGACUGGUUGAGUGCUAUCAAGAUGGGACAAUACAGAGACAUCUUCCUGAGCUCCGGUUUCACCUCCCUGCAGCUUGUCGCUCAGAUGACCUCAGAGGAUCUCCUCAGGAUAGGGAUAACGUUAGCGGGGCACCAGAAAAAAAUCCUGAACUCUAUUCAAUCCAUGAGGGUCCAAAUAAGCCAGUCUCCAACCUCUAUAGCAUGAGACUUUGGGGACAUUGAGGGUCAGGGACUACACGAGGGUGGGUAGGGGAAAUGUAGAGGUCAAGAGGAGGAAUGGAUUAUGCAGUGGGGAAACAGAACUUUGCAAUUCAGGUGACAACAUUUUAUCAAGCAUGGAACUCCCAUAAAAAGCAUAAGGCACUCACAGUGAGUGUCUCUUGCAGGGCCGGGAAGUUGCAUUGUUUCAGUUGUGGUGUCCUUAGAAGAAAAUCACUUUUUUUGGAAAAGUUGUGGGAAAUUACUGGAAAAGUCUAAGCAUUAUAGCUGGAGGCACUGUCGGGAAAUAAAGGUGCUUACUUUGACCAUACUACCAGUUGCAAAGGGAUUAUGGACCUCAUGUUCCGUCAGCUUCAUCUGUUGCGUGGAUGCCCUGUGUCCCCUCAUUUCCGACACAACUGCUGCUUCAGGGAAAGAGGCCGUCUGCACACUUCCAUCUACUCUUUUAUUUCUUUUGUCUUCAUAUUGAAGAUGAAGUUGUAUGGAAGAACGAACAUUUUUUUUUCUUCUUCUUUUGCUUGCAUUUUUUGGCAAAACAAGGAAAAUAUAUGAAAAAAUAAACAUUAAAAAAAAGAUCAGGAAGAAAACCUGAUGAUGUGUCUACCUUUGUGUCCUAUAUGUUAAAAAAUAAAAAAUAAAUGAGCUGCAAAUUCAGUGUUUGUAUAUAAAGGGAAAGGCAUUGGUACCUCUAAUGGAUCAGAGAUGACCCUGUUGUGUUUUCUUCCUUAUGGAGCUAUACUGGAUCAUUAACUUUGUCUUGGAAACUCAAUACAGAAAAAAAAGCUGGCACUAGGGAUAACAGGGACAACUGCCAUGGCUGGUACAUGUGGAUUAUGGAGCGAAAUAUAUGGCAUAAACAUCACUGGGCUUGGUUUGGUUCAUUUUAUGGUCAUCUUCAUGGAUUUUAGUUCUGAAUUUGGCCGCGCCUUCUUAUGGAUUAAAAGGUAAGAUCUGGACUUUGUACAGUUCUAGUUACACCUUGAAAACACGUCUACCUUACUGAGUAACAAAUUAAGAAGACAUUAAAGCCUGAACAGUAGGUUCAAAAUGGCAUCAGCUCAUAAAUCACAAGAGAUGGAAAAUUGUUACCUACACUUUAGAGCUGUCACUAAUUUCUUGUGUUAAUAAUGAGACACAUUGUGCAUCCUAGAGAUAAAUGCAGUUAUGGCUGAAAAAAUCACGCCGUAGAAAUGUAGAUAGUAGAGCCUUAAUGUUACCAAAGGUACACAAUAAAAGAAGGUCUGGUAGCUUUCAUAUGACAUGAUCAGCUGUUUCUCCAAAGGAAGAAGUAAUAGAUCAUGACGGCCAUAAAUAAAAAAAAAAAUUUAAAGAAAUGAUCAGUGAAACCAAAAAAUAAAUUUGAUCUGAGCUAUUUAUCUCUGUCCUGUGAAUGUACAAAUAUUUUAUUUAAGUUCUGGUCUUUAUAGCACAAUGUUCAUUAUCAGCCAUCUUUCAUGUAAACAAAGCCACACUCUGGUCUGUUGUGUUCAGUGGAGCCUUAGGCAAUUAAUGUGAAUGUUAUUCCGCCAAAAUAGCUACUAAAAAUCCUACAUGUAUUUUCAAAUAAAAAUAUCUUGUUGUUUCGUA
Molecule: messenger RNA, 5001 nt
Organism: Xenopus tropicalis (tropical clawed frog)
Lineage: Eukaryota; Metazoa; Chordata; Amphibia; Anura; Pipidae
Gene: ephb1
Product: EPH receptor B1
Exons: 16
Coding region: 437-3400 (987 amino acids)
Biological process (GO): system development; cell surface receptor protein tyrosine kinase signaling pathway; animal gross anatomical part developmental process
Cellular component (GO): dendrite; early endosome membrane; plasma membrane
Molecular function (GO): kinase activity; transferase activity; protein tyrosine kinase activity
Source: RefSeq, a predicted model, not a curated record